AUGUUUGGCAUCAUCAUUGACUCAACCAAAGAUAUACCUAUGAUUUGGACAACCUUAACUGACCGUGCUAAGACACCUCGAUCGGAUGAGGAUUUGUUCUUCUACAGCCCUGGAGAUCUAUUCUUCAACAGCCGGAAUGUCGCUGCUUCACUCCACAACGACAUGCAAGAAUUGUCCUGGGAAGGAUUAGGAAAACUUUACGAAUGGCCACUUGCUUAUAUUGCUUGGAUGAAUGAUAAUAGCACUCAGCAGCAGAUUGAGACAGAAAUGAUGGAAAAACAAUCGCCCCAGUCCUAUGCAUCUCGGUCUGCGUCACGAAAAUUACAUGUCAGUGUGAAGUGUAUCCGACUUAUCUCCAUUCACAAUCACAAUAUCCGAAUCCUAAGCACGGUCAUUACAGAAGAAUACUUCCUUUCAUUUAGGGAGGAUAGUCCACCCAGCUCCAGCAAAUUGCAUGUCCAUAUCAAGUCGAUUUCAGUAGCCGGAUACAAUGAUGCUGAGAUGAAGGAUCUUGCAAACGAGCUGCUCAGUACAAAAGAACAAGUGGGACCAUUGGAAGCUGUUCACAUCUUACCUUGA
Sclerotinia sclerotiorum 1980 UF-70 is the source of this 579-nucleotide messenger RNA. RefSeq lists its product with no specific name. NCBI's taxonomy places the organism in Eukaryota, Fungi, Ascomycota, Leotiomycetes, Helotiales, Sclerotiniaceae. The transcript has 3 exons. Bases 1 to 579 code for a protein of 192 amino acids. The record is from RefSeq and is a predicted model, not a curated record.